Molecule: messenger RNA, 1190 nt
Organism: Cucumis sativus (cucumber)
Lineage: Eukaryota; Viridiplantae; Streptophyta; Magnoliopsida; Cucurbitales; Cucurbitaceae
Product: bidirectional sugar transporter SWEET5
Exons: 7
Coding region: 138-848 (236 amino acids)
Biological process (GO): carbohydrate transport
Cellular component (GO): membrane
Molecular function (GO): sugar transmembrane transporter activity
Source: RefSeq, a predicted model, not a curated record
AUUGAUGCGAGAAAUGAGAUUGUGUGCUUAAAUAUCUCAACCGUCACAUAAUUGAAAACUAUAUUUCACAUUUUUUUUUCUCAUUAAUUCAUUUUCUUCUUCUUCUUCGUUUUCUCUGCUUCACAACUUCUCCCAAAAUGUUGAGCGCUUUCGAAAUUCGUAACAUCGUCGGAAUCAUCGGAAAUAUCAUUUCAUUUGGUCUCUUUAUUUCGCCGGUGCCAACAUUUUAUAAAAUCUAUAAGAGCAAAUCAGUGGAGGAGUUCAAGCCAGAUCCUUAUAUUGCAACAGUAAUGAACUGUAUGUUUUGGGUUUUCUAUGGAACUGUUCAUCCAGACAGCACUUUGAUUAUCACCAUUAAUGGCGUUGGUCUCGCCAUAGAGCUUUUUUAUUUGGCUAUCUUCUGUUGGUAUGCUGAAUCCAAAUCCCGGAAAAAAGUUGGAAUUUGCCUUGCGAUUGAAGUUCUUUUCUUGGGGAUUGUUGCUCUAAUAACUCUUUUAACAUUGCAUGGAACCAAGAAAAGAUCAUUGUUGGUUGGAAUAAUAUGUGACAUUUUCAAUGUUAUAAUGUACGCUUCUCCUCUAACCAUCAUGGCAAAGGUGAUAAGGACAAAGAGUGUAAAGUAUAUGCCAUUUACACUCUCAUUAGCCAACUUCCUCAAUGGUUGCAUUUGGACUGCUUAUGCUCUCAUCAUAUUUGAUAUCUUUGUCUUGGUUAGCAAUGGUCUUGGGGCAAUUUCAGGUCUUCUUCAACUCAUUCUUUAUGGAUAUUACUCCGUUUUCCAUCAAAAUAAGGAAGACAGUGAUUCUAAAACAAGUGAAGUUCAGCUCUCCACCACUGCCACUGCAUAAACACCAACAAAACUCCAUUCAUCUAACAAAGUCACUUAUAUAUGGAAUGGAAGGAAGGGUUUGUAUGUGGAGCUGAGAGGAAGGGAUUUGGAGAAAAGAAUUGAAUGAAUUGUGACAGUAGUUUUGAAGUUGUAUUCAUUUUCAUAGCUCUAAAUUGAGAUAGGAGAUUUGAUUGAUAUUAUAUAUUAGCUAGAACGGAUUUUUUUUUGUUUUUAGAAGUAGUAAUAUUGAAUUUUGGUAUUAUGUUCUACGUCUUUAGCAGCCCUUUAACAUGUACUAUCGAUCUUAAAAUUUUUGGGAAGAAAUUACAGCUCUAGCUUUUUUUUCUUUUUGAGAUAGAAA